AUGGAUGUGGAACUUAAGCUAGAGGUGGAUGAGAGGGAUAUGCCUAUAUCCCCAGCUGUUAUUAAUGCUGAUCUUUUUGAUACACAAGCAGGUUAUAGAUAUUAUAUAAAUCCUCAUGAAACAACACCACAGCAGUUAUGUGGUAUUUUGUCAAAAGAUAGCGUAGCGAGAGAUGUGGAGAUUAAAGCAGAAUCAAUAGGUCUUAAUACUAUUGGUGCUCAGGACAGGGAGAUUACAGAUAAUGUACUGAUACCGAGUAUCAACUCCUUGUCACAGGCCGUGGGUGUAAAGCGAGUCAUUCUGAUACAUGUUAUUGUCCAUACAGAGCAAGAUAACCCCAGCACCUCUGUCAAAGACAAGGCAUGUUUUGAAAUACCACACAGUGAUACUCAAAUUGGAAAAGUAUUUAGGCUUACACUGUCUCAAUCACCACUGUCAGCUGCAGAAAGUGCUUCUUCUGGAGGUCAAAUCGAACCGACUGAACAGGCUAAAAAAACGAAGUGGCAGUUUUACAGAUGUACCACAGAGUGCUGUUGAAACAGCAACACUUGGGCUCAAGAAUGGACCUACUGACAUCUGCAUAAAGGACGAACGUAAUGUGGAAUUCAUAUCAACUCAGCAUGUAAAGAUGGAGACCAUCUCUAUUGACACAGAUGUAUCACUGUCUGAUGAGGAAGCAGGACACAGACCUAGAAGGGACCGAUCUUUUAUGACAUCUACCACAGAAGAUGAAACCAUGGAACUCUACCCCCUCUGUAAGGAAAUAGGCUUAGAUCUUGAAAUCAAAACCUGGGGUAAAAUAAAAACUUGA
This is a messenger RNA of Coregonus sp. 'balchen', 811 nucleotides long. The record is from the annotation of a GenBank genome assembly. NCBI's taxonomy places the organism in Eukaryota, Metazoa, Chordata, Actinopteri, Salmoniformes, Salmonidae.